This is a messenger RNA of Aspergillus sclerotioniger CBS 115572, 1173 nucleotides long. RefSeq names its product transcription factor xanC (gene xanC). The transcript has 3 exons. The coding region runs from base 175 to 1095 and encodes 306 amino acids. Gene Ontology annotation, molecular function: DNA-binding transcription factor activity. Lineage: Eukaryota; Fungi; Ascomycota; Eurotiomycetes; Eurotiales; Aspergillaceae. Gene Ontology annotation, biological process: regulation of DNA-templated transcription. The record is from RefSeq and is a predicted model, not a curated record.
UCCACCUCCGCUUCUCUCUCUCCCCCUCUCCCUCGAUUGAGACUAUUCAACACCACUGUCCUGGACAUAUGUCUCAUUAUCUGCACACUAUAUUUCUAUCGAGAUUGACGCCGCAUCAAUAGUUACUAGCAAAACCAAUACUUCGAAUUUCCUAAUCUCCCGAGUUCAACAACAAUGCGGACGCAGUCGGCAAAAGAAGACAGGAAUACCAACGAUGCCUCGGCUCAAAAGCAGGAUCCGAUUGAGCGGAGAAGACUGCAGAAUCGGCUCUCGCAGCGAAACCAUCGACGCAAAAUCCGUGAUCGCAUUGCCAAGCUUCAAGAGCGCGUUAUUGCGAGUGAACUACGAGCAGCAGCUAGUUUGAAUGGCUGGGACCAUCCAAACACACUCACCCCAUCGCCAGUGGAACGGAUGCCGCCUGUAUACGAUCCUGAAGGGAACGCCUCAUCGCCCAUCCAAGAUGGUUCAUCGAUGAUGGCAUCCACAUAUCUGCCCCAAUCAAGAGUUGUCUGUUCAUCCUGCAAUAGCGCUCUGGGCCCGAUACCUGUCUUUUCCCCGCAGCCACCAUUUCCUUCCUCAUUAUACGAUGCCACGAAUGAGCUUGACGCCACCACCUCCUCGUCUACUAUCCGAAACAGCUUUUACUACCCGCGUUCAAAUUCCAUCAACCCCGAAAUGCAGAACAUGGCCAACCUUUAUCCUUCAAUGGACUCUAGUGUCCCUCCUCUUUGUGAACAAUGGACAGGCCCCGCCCAAUACCCCGGGUCAUCGUAUUACUAUAUAGCAACAGAGGCAUCCCUUCCGCAAAUUAUGCAAGCCCUGAGUACCAGUUCCUCACGUCCCAAAGCAAUCAUCGUGCUUUCACAAAACAACCACCCCACAGCACUGCCAGCAACCUUGCCUACAUCGCAGCCAUCGCCCCCCGGAACUGCAGUCGAGCUGCCCGCAUCGUCGAGCCCACUGAGCAUACAUGAUUCCCCAUGUCAAUGUCAGAACCAGGGCAUGAUGACACCAGGUGAAUGGGGGUCAUCUGCGCCUAUCUGCCCGGUACACCAGAUGCAGACAGGAGAAAAUCUGCAACUGAUGAUGCUUUGAGCGGCCUACAAUAAUAUACACGAGAUCCAUGUCCAACACGGAUUGAAAAUAGAUGAAAUUCAAGACCAACCCGUCACG